Messenger RNA from Salvelinus fontinalis (brook trout), 9903 nucleotides. RefSeq lists its product as uncharacterized. The transcript has 19 exons. Gene Ontology annotation, molecular function: protein dimerization activity; DNA-binding transcription factor activity; RNA polymerase II cis-regulatory region sequence-specific DNA binding. The coding region runs from base 137 to 9034 and encodes 2965 amino acids. Lineage: Eukaryota; Metazoa; Chordata; Actinopteri; Salmoniformes; Salmonidae. Gene Ontology annotation, biological process: regulation of transcription by RNA polymerase II. The record is from RefSeq and is a predicted model, not a curated record.
UUGUCCCCGCUAAAGUAAAUUGUUUUCUGGUUUUAAUCUCGGCCAGUACGAAAUCCAAGCUGUUUUAUCCGUGAAGAUUAACGAGAAACAAAAACUGUUUCUGGUGAAUUUGGUAAUUGUUGGAAUUCAAAGAAAGAUGAAUGUUAACCAGACUGAGGUACUCAAAUCAACUAGAUGGAGAACAAACCUGGAGAAAGUUAACAUAACCAAGAGGACUAAACAGUCCAAAACCAAUGCGGUUACUUUGAACUCCAUCCAAAUAAAACGGGAACCAAGAGACUUUGAGCAGAAGGAAAUUGGGGACGAUGACCGUUCCAAACUUUCCUUGCUGAAGAAGCAUGUCAAGCAACAACAAACUAUAUCCAACCAACCGACCAUGUGUAGUCAGAAGAUAUCAUGGAGUCCUCUAGUGCUGUUAACAAGAUUGUCUAAGGUGGUGGUUAAGACUCUUCUGAGCGAUACUAAAGUGUGUUUGGUGAAGGAAGAAACAGAUGCCAAGAGGGGUGAAGACAACAAUGGAGUCUUGUCUCCUCAGUUCUUUCCUUGUCCACACUGCACCAUCUCCUUUACUGACUGUUAUUUCCUAGAGAAUCACAUCAAGAACAAACACCAGAAGCAGUACCUGGCCAUGUUGAAAAGCCAAGUCUCAAAGAGUAAAAGAGUGUACGGCCCCACACACAGCUGUCCCCACUGUAGCUGCAUGUUCCAUACACCACGACAGCUAGACAUUCAUACCCGCCAGGCUCACCCCUCUGCCCGUCCCCGGAAACCUUCCCAUCCCCGCAGGGUUCCGGGGAAACUCCACCCCUGCCCGCAGUGUGCCCGCAGAUUCCCUUACCUGGGUACCCUGCUGAAGCACUGCAAGAAUUUGCACAAAAUGGCCGUUGUUCGCAUCGAUGGACACCUCAGUUGCGCGGAGUGUGGGAAGAGCUUUGAGAAUUGUUGGGGAUUGGGGCCUCACCGGUGUCACGAACCAGAGGGCACUAAACUUAAGGACACUAAGCCUGUGAUUUGUCUGGAAGUCGGCUUCCAUUGCUCUGAGUGUGGCAAGAUCCUCACUACUCCUACGAGCCUGAACACUCACAUGCGCAUCCACACCGGUGAGAAGCCUUAUGAAUGCAAGGAGUGCGGCAAAAGAUUCUCGAACGGCAGCAGUUUAGGCAAACACCUGCUGAUACACAAGGGGGUCAAAGAAUUCAAAUGCCAGGAUUGUGGGAAGGCUUUCGCCCAGGCAAACCUUCUGAGGAAUCACAUGACCGUUCACUCUGGUGAGAGAAAGUUCUCCUGCUCCCAUUGUGACAAGCGGUAUGCAUACAGGGGUAGUCUGGAGCUUCACCUGCGCACACACUCAGGGGAGAGACCUUUCAAAUGUACUGUGUGUGGUAAAGACUUUGCUGACAAAUGUUAUCUGAAAACACACCUGAAUAUACACAACAACCAGAAAAACUACCAUUGUGGGGUUUGUGGGCGGAAGUUCAUAAGGCUUGGGUUGUUGAAGUUACACAUGCGCUCACACACCGGGGAGAGGCCCUACCACUGCACAGUGUGCGACAAGAAGUUUUUUAGACUCUCACACCUGAAGAACCAUCAUCUCACUCACACAGGUGAGAAACCAUACACCUGUACAGAGUGCGGUAAAAGCUUCACUCAGUCUGGAGAUCUGGCUAAACACAAGCGUCACCACACUGGGGAGAGGCCGUUUGAAUGUUCUGAAUGCCACAGCCGGUUUAUCUGUUCAGGUUCUCUGACCCUGCACAUGAGGACCCACACUCACCGUGAUGUAAAGCCAUACUCCUGCCAAGAGUGUGGGAAGAGCUUUUAUGAACAGAGUCAUGUAAAAGUCCACAUGAAAAUCCACAAGGGGAAACCGUAUUCCUGCCCCCACUGCUUUUUUUGCUUUGCUCGCAAGAGCAACCUCUCCAAUCACCUGUCUAGAUGUCCUAAACUUAAAUGCGUUAAACUUAUGAAUGGGGGGGGGCGGGUUCGUUCCCUUCAAAGAAGCACUCCAGUCAACAAGAUGAAGAGCAAACCUGGGAAAAAGCUACACAACAAAACCAAGAGGACUAAACACCAUCGAGACCCCAUCAAAACAGAGUGUGGAACACAGUCAGAUGAUGCUUAUUGCAAUAGAGAAGAACCAGACAUUAGCCAAUCACCCUACAUUACUAAAGGGGGUUGUAUCAGCUCCAUCCAAAUCAAAGAGGAACCAACAGACUUUGAACAGCAGGGAAUGGGAGAGGAACCAAACCGUUCUGUUCCUUCCUUCCAGAAGAAGCACAUCAAACAUCAAAAUACAUCCAAUCCAAUGACUGGAUGUAGCAAGAUAUCAUGGAGUCCUGUGGUGACGCUAACAAGAUUGUCUAAUGUAGUGGUUAAGACACUUCUGCGAGACACUAAGGUGUGUUUGGUGAAGGAGGAAAACUCAGACAAGACAGAUGGAGUCUCUACUUCUCAGUUCUUUCCUUGUCCACACUGCACCAUCUCCUUCACUGACUGUUACUUCCUGGAGAAUCACAUCAAGACCAAACACCAGAAGCAGUAUGUGGCCAUGCUGAAAAGCCAUGUGUCAACAAGUAAAACCGUGUAUGCCCCCACACACAGCUGUCCCCACUGUAGCUGCAUGUUCCAUACCCCACGACAGCUACACGUCCACACCCGUCAGGCCCACACCUCUGCCCCGCUAAGGAAACUCCACCCCUGCCCUUAUUGUGACCGCAGCUUCCAGUACAUAGCCAGACUGCAUACUCACUGCAAGGUUUGGCACAAAAUGUCUGUCUCUUUCACAGAUGGAUACCUCAGUUGCGCUGACUGUGGAAAGAGCUUCAGGAAUUCCUGGGGACUGGGGCCUCACCAGUGUCACAAACCUGAGGACACUAAGCCUGAGGAUGGCCCUGUCUGUAUGAACAUUGGCAUGCCAUGCUCAGAGUGUGGCAAAAACUGCUCUAGUCCUCGGAAUCUGCGCAUUCACAUGCGCACACACACCGGCGAGAAGCCUUACGUCUGUAAGGAGUGUGGCAAGAGCUUCUCAGAAGACAGCAGUUACCGCAAACACAUGAUGAUACACUCAGGGGUCAAGCCAUUCAAAUGCCAGGAUUGUGGAAAGGAUUUUGCCCGGAUGGGGCGCCUCCGAGUUCACAUGACUAUUCACUCUGGCGAGAAGUCUUUCUCCUGCUCCAAAUGUGACAAGCGGUUUGCAUACAAGGACUGUCUGAAGCUUCACCUGCGCACACACUCAGGUGAGAGACCUUUCAAAUGUACUGUGUGUGGUAAAGACUUUGCUUACAGAAAUUAUCUGAAGUUGCAUCUGAAGAUCCACAGCAAUGAAAGAAACUACCAUUGUGGGGUUUGUGGGCUGAAGUUCAUAAACAGUGCUGCGUUGAAAACCCACCAGCGCACACACACUGGGGAGAGGCCUUUCCAUUGCACAGUGUGUGACAAGACAUUUUUCCGACAUGAACACCUGAAGAACCACCAGCGCACUCACACAGGUGAGAAACCAUACACCUGUACCGAGUGCGGUAAAAGCUUCACUCAGUCUGGAGAUCUGACCAAACACAAGCGCAUCCACACUGGGGAGAGGCCAUUUGAAUGUUCUGAAUGCCACCGACGGUUUAUCUGUUCUGCUGAUCUGACCAGACACAUGAGGAUCCACAAUAACUCACGGCCAUAUCCCUGCCAAGAGUGUGACAAGAGAUUCCGCUUGGCCAACCACCUUAAAAUUCACAUGAGGACCCACACUGGGGAGAGACCGUACUCCUGCCCCCGCUGCCAUCGCACCUUCGCUCGCACCCACCACCUCUCUGGUCACCUGCCUAGAUGCGGCACGAAACACAUGCCCUGGUCCCAGGGUCUGCUGGGGUUGUGGCCAGCCAGGCCAUCUGCGCCGGGAUUGCCCCAUGUCCUCCAGUGCUCAGGGAAACGGCUCGGGGUCCGCAUAGACCAGGUAGUGCGGACCCCUGGCUUUCUAUUCCAACCACCAUCAUCUUCAGGAGGAGCCCACCGGCACAGACGGGGAAGCAAGGCUCCACUUCCCCCAGAAGCAGACGAGGGCAAGCGGAUGGAGCCUGUUGUUGUGCAUGAGAUCGACACAGGUGAUGCUCGACCCAUCAAGAUGCGUCCCCGCCGUAACCCGCUGGCUCGCCAGGAGGCGGCAGACCAGGCUGUGUUGGAGAUGCAGCGGGCAGACUUCAUCGAGCCCUCAGACAGCCUCUGGGCGGCGCCAGUCAUCAUGGUUCCGAAUAAGGGGGGCAAGCUGAGGUUCUGUACGGACUACAGGCGGCUGAAUGAGUGCCACUUCAUGAGGAGAGAGGUGUCCUUCUUGGGCCACCGAGUGGGGAAGGAGGGAAUCAGCACCAUGGAGGACAAGGUGGGGGCUGUCCGAGACUGGCCCACCCCCACCAACCAGCGUCAGCUGAAGAGCUUCCUGGGCCUGGCCUCGUACUACAGGAGGUUUGUACGGGGCUUCUCAAGCGUUGCUGCUCCCCUGAACCGCCUGCUGCCGAAGGACAAGGCUUUCACUUGGACAGUGGAGUGGGCACGCCACUCCAACGCCAACGCCAUGUCCCGUCGGCCCUGUACUGCAAACGGCUGCCGCCACUGUGAGCGGAGAGAGGGACGGGAGAGAGAGCUGUGUGCAGAGGAGGGGAUCUGUGCCACAGUGUGUCGGGCGAGCGGGACUGUCUGCUGUGAGCUGCAGACUGUCGACGUGGCUGAAUGGGGGCAGCAGCAGGGACGGGACACAGACCUACAGCCAGGCUUUUACUGGGAGCAGCACAAGAGGGUUGUGGAGGACUUUUGCCGCCGCUGUGACAACUGCACAGCGAGAAAGGGCCCUCCAGGCUGCUCUCAUGCUCAGCUCCAACAGUUCCCAGUGGGGGCUCCCAUGGAGAGGGUGGGAGUGGAUGUGGGUGGGCCGUUCCCCACCACAGACAGUGGAAACCGCUGGGUGCUCACAGCCAUGGACUAUUUCACAAAAUGGCCCGAGGCCUAUGCUCUGCCUGGCCAGGAGGCAGAGACCAUCGUCGACGCCCUGACAGCGCGAAUGUUCAGCAGCUGUCCCCACUGUAGCUGCAUGUUCCAUACCCCACGACAGCUACACGUCCACAUCCGUCAGGCCCACCCCUCUCCCUCUCUAAGGAAACUCCACCCCUGCCCCUAUUGUGACCGCAGCUUCCAGUACAUAGCCAGACUGCAUACUCACUGCAAGGUUUGGCACAAAAUGACUGUUACUUUCAUCGAUGGAUACCUCAGUUGCGCUGACUGUGGAAAGAGCUUCAAGAAUUGCUGGGGACUGGAACCUCACCAGUGUUACAAGCCUGAGGACACUAAGCCUGAGGAUGGCCCUGUCUGUGUGAACAUCGGCAUGCCAUGCUCAGAGUGUGGCAAAAGCUGCUCUAGUCCUCAGAAUCUGCACAUUCACAUGCGCACACACACCGGCGAGAAGCCCUACGUCUGCAAGGAGUGUGGCAAGAGCUUCUCAGAAGCCAGCAGUCAUUGCAAACACAUGAUGAUACACUCAGGGGUCAAGCCAUUCAAAUGCCAAGACUGCGGAAAGGAUUUUGCACGGAUGUGGCACCUCCGAGUUCACAUGACCGUUCACUCUGGCGAGAAGCCUUUAUCCUGCCCCAAAUGUGACAGGCGGUUUGCAUACAGUGAUUCUUUGAAGCUUCACCUGCGCACACACUCAGGGGAGAGACCUUUCAAAUGUACUGUGUGUGGUAAAGACUUUGCGGACAAAGGUUAUCUGAAGACGCAUCUGAAGAUCCACAACAAUGAAAGAAACUACCAUUGGGAUCUGGGCAAACACAUGAGGAUCCACAAUAACUCACGGCCAUAUCAAUGCCAGGAGUGUGACAAAAGCUUCCGCAUGGUCGGUCACCUUAAAACUCACAUGAGGACCCACACUGGGGAGAGACCGUACUCCUGCCACCGCUGCCAUCGGGGGUUCAGUGACCUAAAGAACAUUGACCGUUCAGCUAAACGGCAUGACGAAAGCCGGGAGCAUCUCAACUCCUACGCGAAACUCAAGCUUUUGGGACAGCCGAGCCAUCGUGCCAAUCACUCACUCAAUGAAGGCCUGCGUAUUCAAGCUGCGCAACACAACGAGAAGGUCCGAAGAAACAGGGAUGUUCUCAAACGCCUCAUUGACAGCAUUGCAUACUUAGGCAUGCAAGAGUUGGCUUUUAGGGGACACGAUGAGACGGAAAGUUCCGCUAACAAAGGCAACUACAGGGAAUUGGCAGAGGUAAUCGCGCGGUAUGUGGAUGAUCGGGGGUGUGUCCAGGAGCGUUUCUUGGGCUACUUUGAUGUGUCAGCUGGGCGAGAUGCACAGUCUGUGUUUGAUCUAGUGAAUUCGGAGAUUGUGCAACAGAAUGCCAUGGAUGUAGAAUUUUGUAAGAGGAGGAUUGAGAAUAUUUUACUCAAGAUAGAGGAGCACAAAUCUGAAGAAGAAUUUAGUGCUAUAUAUCAGAAGGCUUCGAACAUGACAGAUGAUCCAGAGUUGACGCACAGAAGGAAGCAGAGGCAGGGCGCUCAGGAUGUAAUGCAGACGUACAAAUCACUGUACAAUUCAAUCCAUGACAACAUCAAGACACAAAUAGCACAGAGGUUCCAAAGCCUGGACAGCAGGAGAUACAUGGAGUUGUUAGAUGAUGAGAAAUUUGAGUCAUUCCGGAGUGAAUUCCCUACAAAUGCAAUGGAAAGCCUGUCCCAGAGCUAUGGCUGUUUUUUUAACAUGGAAAAACUGAAAAAUGAGCUGCAAGUGUUCUACUGUGGAGAGGAGCUUCAAGGGAGCAGUCGAAAACUGUGUGACAGAAUCUUGCAUUUCAAGGGGUGUGGUUUGAAUGAAGUGAUGCCUGAGGUGUACCGGCUCAUGUGCCUAGUUGCAACUAUAGGGGCAACGUCAGCGGGCGUGGAGAGCAGAUUCUCUCGUCUGAAGAGGCUGAAAAGCUACACAAGGAACACCAUGGGACAAGAGCGACUCAGGAACCUGGCAAUCCUAUCUAUAGAAAGGAGAAUUCUUAAAUCACUACAGAAGAAUCCUCACUGGUAUGAGAGGGUCAUUGACCAGUUUGCCAACCAGACUAUGAGAAGAAUGGACUUUAUAUUCAAGUGUGAAGGUGUUGACCUUAGCAGAGACACACUAGUCAACAAGAUGAAGAACAAAUCUGUGAAAAAGCAACACAAAAUCAAGAGGUCUAAACACCAUCGAGACCCAAUCAAAACAGAGUGUGAAACACAGUCAGAUGAUGUUAACUGCAAAAGAGAAGAACCAGACAUUAGCCAAUCUCCCUCUCCCAACACUAAAGGGGUUACUUCCAACUCCAUCCAAAUUAAAGAGGAACCAGCUGACUUUGAAGUACAGAGUCAUUGCUUCGAUUCUAGAGCACUCCACAAGGAUUCUGGAACCGUCAUAACCAAGACUGAAACAGAUUCCGUUUACAUUAGCCAAGGAACAGUAGAGAUAAAAGCGGAGUAUGAUUCUGAUUCUGAAAUACACAAGGUGGUGGUUAAGAGAGAAACUCAAGUGUGUUUCAUGAAGGAGGAGAAUGUGGGUGAAGAAGACACAGAUGAGGACCCCGAAGACAGGAGGGAUACUGACAGCAACAGAGUCUCUUCUCCUCAGUUCUUUCCUUGCACAUACUGCACCAUCUCCUUCACCGACCAUUCCUUCCUGGAGAAGCACAUCAAGUGGAACCACCAGAAGGAGUAUCUGGCCAUGUUGAGAAACAGUUUUACAAAGAGCAGUGGAACAGAGACGGUCCCAACACACAGCUGCCUCCACUGUAGCCUCAUGUUCCAAACCCCACGGCUGCUUAGCAUCCACACCCGCCAGAUCCACCCUUCAGCCACUCCCCGGAAACCUGCCCGUCCCCACAGGGUUUCGGUGAAACUCUACACCUGCCCACAGUGUGCCCGCAGAUUCAGAUACCUGGGCAGUCUGCAAAACCACUGUGAGCUUUCACACAAAAUGGCUGUUGUCAGCACCAAUGGACACCUCAGUUGUGCCGAUUGUGGGAAGAGCUUCAAGAAUUGUUGGGGACUGGGACCUCACCAGUGUCACAAACCAGAGGGCACUGAACCUCAGGACAUUAAGCCUGUGGUUUGUCUGGAUGUCGGCUUCCAUUGCUCAGAGUGUGGCAAGAUCCUCUGUAGUCCUCAGAGCCUGAACAUUCACAUGCGAAUUCACACCGGAGAGAAGCCUUACGCCUGCAAGGAGUGUGGCAAAAGAUUUGCUGAGAGCGGCAGUUUACGCAAACACCUGCUGAUACACUCUGGAGUCAAGGCAUUCAAAUGCCAGGAAUGCGGGAAGGAUUUUGCCCGUAUGAAGGGUCUCAGGAGUCACAUGACCACUCAUUCUGGCAAAAAGCAGUACUCCUGCUCCCACUGUGACCGGCAGUUUGGAUACAAGUCUAGUCUGACCAUUCACCUACGCUCUCACACGGGGGAGAAACCCUUUCACUGCACAGAGUGUGGUAAAGACUUCUCUAUCAAGAGAAACCUGAGGCUUCACCUAAAGAUCCACAACAAUGAGAAAGGCCACCAGUGUGGGGAGUGCGGCCUGAAGGUGAUAGACAUUGGGGCGUUGAAGACACACAUGCGCUCACACACCGGCGAGAGGCCUUACCACUGCACAGUGUGCAGCAAGCAGUUCAUUCGACUGGAACACCUGAAGAACCACCAGCGCACUCACACAGGUGAGAGACCAUACGUCUGUUCUGAGUGCAGCAAGAGCUUUGCUCAAUCUGGAGAUCUCACAAAACACAUACGCACCCACACUGGAGAGAAGCCGUAUGAAUGUUCUGUCUGCCACGGCUGCUAUACCUCUUCAGGGGAUCUGGGCAAACACAUGAGGAUCCACAAUGGCUCACGGCCCUUUCCCUGCCAGCAGUGUGACAAGAGCUUCCGCUUGGUCGGCCACCUUAAAACUCACAUGAGGACCCACACUGGGGAGAGACCGUACUCCUGCCCUCGCUGCCUCCGGACCUUCGCUCGCACCCACCACCUCUCUGUUCAUGUGGCUCAGUGUCGCUGAUUGAUGAUAAUGAUUUGCCUGGCUGUGUCGCGCCUCAAACUCAUUGCAUUAUGCUUUAUGGGGGUAACUCACCCUUUUCACUACUCCCAAUGUGUAGCCCUUACCUGGGGGAUCAGCCAUAUUUCACCAGAACACUGAGAUGGUAGGGGGUAUUUGGCUGACUAUUACAGUGGACAAACACGAUGAUGUAGGAAGCAUCAAUUCAAAGGUCCAAGAGCUCCAGACAUUGACACUCCACUAGAUACAGCAAGAUGUUGGGCAGAGUUUUUAGUUUGCAAGCAGUUUCAGAUUUGUUUUCUGGACAUUUAAGGGAUAGUUCACUACAAAAUACAAAUGUAUGUACUUUCCCAAUUACCAUGGCUUUAGGUGUAGAUGAUUCAUCAAAACGUCAAGAUGUGAUUAUAGCGCAAUAAAGUGACUUAAAUGUAAGGUAGACGUCUAUCAUGUCAGUUACUAUUUUGAGUGAAUUAUCUCUGUUUUGUACUAUAUCUAAAGUCUUGACACUAUUUUACUGAAUGUAUGAUGACAAUUGUUUUCUGAUGAAGGAGAGCAGAUUGGGUCUCUGCAGUACAUACAAGAAACAAAUACUCUUUAUACAGCCUAUGUACUGAAUCUAUAACCUACUUUAACUGAUAGUGUUGUCUUGGUGUGUGAUAAAUAGUAGUGUUAUCUUGAUGUGUGAUAAAUAGUGUUAUAACUGAUUAAUUACUUUGUAUUUAUUCUAAAUGAUUAGGCAACUGUUAUUAUAAGAAUGUGUCAAUGACUUGAUAUCUACUAAGUCAUAACAUUAACUAAUAAAUAUGAACAACAAUGUUAAGGCUGUUUAACCAAACCUUGCACAAUGCAAUAAAUUAUUUAAAAAAAAAAAA